AUGGUGGAGAAGGUCUAUGUUACUUAUAAUCAGGUGCACAAGCUGUGUCAAGCUUCAGCAGACCGCAUCCUCAAUGACUUCAAACCAAAUCUUAUGAUUGCCAUCGGAGGCGGAGGAUAUAUUCCAGCCAGAAUGUUGAGAUCAUUCCUCAAACAACCCGACGGCGCCAACAUUCCCAUCCAAGCCAUCGGCCUGUCGCUAUACGAGAACCUAGGCAGAGACGAUGAUCCCGUCGAGCAACUGGGCACCAAAGUCACACGGACACAAUGGCUUGAUCUCAGCUCGCUGGAGAUGGCUAAUCUGAUCGGGAAGAACGUGUUGAUUGUUGAUGAGGUGGAUGAUACACGGACGACGUUGGAAUAUGCUGUGCGUGAGCUGCAGAAGGAUGUACAGGUGGCGCAACAGCAGCUGGGUAGGGAGGGGGAGAAGACUACGUUUUCUGUGUUUGUGUUGCAUAACAAAGACAAACUUAAGAAAGGAAAACUCCCUGCCGAUAUGCUGGAGAGCGGGCGAUAUCUGGCCGCUGUCACCACCGGUGACGUCUGGAUCUGCUACCCCUGGGAAGCCAAGGACAUUGAUCAGCAUGAUCAACUCGCGGCUGAGCACCCGUUGACUUGA
Molecule: messenger RNA, 618 nt
Organism: Paracoccidioides brasiliensis Pb18
Exons: 5
Coding region: 1-618 (205 amino acids)
Biological process (GO): GMP salvage; hypoxanthine metabolic process; IMP salvage
Cellular component (GO): cytoplasm
Molecular function (GO): hypoxanthine phosphoribosyltransferase activity
Source: RefSeq, a predicted model, not a curated record